Molecule: messenger RNA, 8087 nt
Organism: Gadus morhua (Atlantic cod)
Lineage: Eukaryota; Metazoa; Chordata; Actinopteri; Gadiformes; Gadidae
Gene: erbin
Product: erbb2 interacting protein
Exons: 27
Coding region: 806-5110 (1434 amino acids)
Biological process (GO): establishment or maintenance of epithelial cell apical/basal polarity; cell-cell adhesion; neurotransmitter receptor transport postsynaptic membrane to endosome
Cellular component (GO): basolateral plasma membrane; postsynaptic membrane; postsynaptic density
Molecular function (GO): protein kinase binding
Source: RefSeq, a predicted model, not a curated record
GCCACACAGUGAAACCCGUCAUCACGCAAACACUCUCCGGCUUGUUGGAAAGGCGACUUCUGGUGGACGUUCGACACACACACUCACAGGUGCACCAAAGCCUCCGGUAAAUCGGGCACUAACGCGUUGGUUUCUACUCUGGCGGACGCUGUUUUGGACCAGGGAUCGACCGGGAAAGCAUGAGUGAGAGCACCAGGGUGCGGCAGCAGCGACCGAGGGGAGAGCGGCUCGCUUUGGCGGAGCUUCUGCGCAUUUGCUCUUUUGUAUUUCCUUGAUGAGUGUUGUGGACAUUUUGGAUUCUCCCCUCCUCACUCUCGGCUUUUCACUGCACUGUUCCCCCAAAUCAAAUGCAUCAAUGCCGAAUCUAAUGGACCGGAUCAGGUAACGAUCAUCGGUAAUCGGGGUUAAACAAACCACUUUUCCCGUGUGGGAACCGAGCGGAACCGUAAACAACUUCUGGAGAGCCACGGUGGCUCGGUGCAGAAGGCUCCUAGCAGGCUAGCUCCCAGGAGCUCUCUCUCCAGCUUGGACCACAGCAAGUCUACCACCGUUCUCAAGACCGAACCACCCAGGAAAAACGAAAGGCGAAUGUCCACCGAUCGUGAGCCAUCUGGAGUAUAAUCCCCUGGUCCGGGUCCGGACAGCAUCAGCGGUGUUUGGAUUACCACACUUGUCUCGCCUGCCAUACUUUGGGACCAAGGGGCUUAAAUCAUAAAUGACACGGUGGUCCCCGGUGCUGUGCCCCCCCUGACGUCGUCUCCGUGCCCCCCCGCCCUCCCCCCUCCCCCCCGCCCCGCGCCCCAGGAUGUCCAAGCGGAACCUGUUUGUCCGUCUGGUGCCAUGCCGAUGCCUGCGAGGCGAGGAGGAGCCCGUCACCUCGCUGGACUACUCCCACUGCAGCCUGGAGACGGUGCCCAAGGAGAUCUUCGGCUUCGAGAAGAGCCUGCAGGAGCUCCACCUCGAUGCCAACCAGAUCGAGGAGCUGCCCAAACAACUGUUCAACUGCCAGUUGCUGCAGCGGCUGAGCAUGCCAGAUAAUGACGUGACGGUGUUGCCGUCGGCCAUCGCUAACCUCAUCAAUCUCAGGGAGCUAGACGUCAGCAAAAACAAUAUCCAAGAGUUUCCAGAGAACAUCAAGAACUGCAAGGUCUUGACCAUCGUGGAGGCCAGCGUGAAUCCCAUAUCCAAGCUGCCAGAUGGCUUCACCCAGCUCCUGAGCCUGACCCAGCUCUACCUAAACGAUGCCUUCCUGGAGUUCCUGCCAGCCAGCUUCGGCAGGCUGACGAAACUGCAGAUCUUGGAGCUGCGAGAGAACCAGUUAAAGAUGUUGCCAAAAAGCAUGCACAAACUCACCCAGCUGGAGAGGCUGGACCUAGGGAGCAACGAGUUUACUGAAGUGCCUGAGGUGCUGGAGCAGCUGAGUGGGAUCAAGGAGCUGUGGAUGGACUGCAACCGGCUCACCUUCCUACCUGGGAUGAUUGGCAUGCUGAAGCAGCUGGCCUACCUGGACGUGUCCAAGAACAACUUGGAGAUGGUGGACGAGCAGAUCUGUGGCUGUGAGAGCCUGCAGGACCUCCUGCUGUCAAACAACGCCCUCACAACGCUACCCGGCUCCAUAGGCUCCCUUAAGAAACUCACAGCUCUCAAGGUGGAUGAGAACCAGUUGAUGUAUUUGCCGGACUCCAUCGGAGGGCUCAGCUCCCUGGACGAGCUGGACUGCAGCUUCAACGAGAUCGAGGCGCUGCCCGCCACCAUCGGGAACUGUGUCCACAUCCGGACCUUCGCCGCCGACCACAACUUCCUCACCCAGCUGCCCUCUGAGAUUGGCAGCUGGAAGAAUAUCACUGUGCUCUUCCUGCACUCCAACAAGCUGGAGUGUCUGCCCGAGGAGAUGGGCAACAUGCAGCGCCUCCGUGUGGUCAACCUCAGCGAUAACAAGUUGAAGAAUCUCCCCUACAGCUUCACCAAGCUCAAUCAGAUGACUGCUAUGUGGCUCUCGGAAAACCAGUCCAAGCCCCUGAUCCCCCUGCAGAAGGAGGAGGACCCUGAGACCCAUCACACGGUGCUCACCAACUACAUGUUCCCCCAGCAGACCCGGGCCGAGGAGUACACCCCCAACUCUGACACGGAGAGCUUCAACCCGUCGCUGUGGGAAGAGCAGAGGAAGCAGAGAGCCCAGGUGGCCUUCGAGUGUGACGAGGACAAGGACGAGAGGGAGAUGCCCCCCAGGGAGGGGAACCUGAAGCGCUACCCCACCCCGUACCCAGACGAGCUGAAGAACAUGGUGAAGACGGCCCAGUCCGUGGCCCACCGCCUCAAGGAGGACGAGGCCGGAGAGGGGUCCGGCAGGGACGGCCGCCCCCAGGAGAGGAACCACAUCGGCAUCCAGGACGUGGGCGUCAAGGUGAUUGAGGCCCCCAGCGCCAACGGCCAGGCCGUGGACGCGGAGCCCAUCUCCCACGCCGACGACUCCACCGCCCCCAAGGACAGCUCCGAGUCCUACAGCUCCCAGAAGACCCCCUACAAGUCCUCGGACCCCUCCAUGAUGAGGCACGAGGACACGCUGGAGGACUCUGAGGAUCUGUCUGAUGAAGAGGAGGAGAUGAAGGUGGCGGAGAUGAGGCCGCCCCUCAUUGAGAUCUCCAUCAACCAGCCCAAAGUGGUGACCCUCAGCAAGGACAAGAAAGACGACGGGAAGGACGCCGACUCCCUCCUGGACGACACGGUCGCCAACAGCAACCAGAACAACAGCAACUGCUCGUCGCCGUCGCGCAUGUCGGACUCGGUCUCCUUGACGACGGACAGCAGCCAGGAGAACUCCCUCUGCACCCCCGAGAAGGAGGCCAAGAUGCCCUUCUUGCCCAAGAGCAGGCUGGAGGACGAGAACAUGAACCCGGCCAAGGAGACGUCGCCGUUCCUCCACAACGGCAACGGCUCGGCCUCGUCCUUGCAGGCGGCGCUGCGCUCCCAGCGCGCCCUGCCCCCCGGCCCGCUGGGCGACUACGACCUGUCGGUGGAGGCCCGCCUCUCCUUCCUGAAGAGGGGCGUGGACGAGGUGAACAACGGCGCGGUGGACGGCUACACGCGCUGGGACCAGAUCAACAUGAACGUCUCCCUGCCGCCGCCGCCGCCGCCCGCCACCGACAACGUGGGGCGUCCCGACGACCCGGCCAGGUACACCCGCGGCCAGUCGCAGGCGGACGAGGGGCGCGGUCACUACGGCAACAACAACAACAACGGGGAGCCCCUGGAGAACGGCGGCCGGCGGGGCGUCGGCGAGCGUCUGAACGGAGUGGGGGGUGGCGUGGACGCGUCCCUCUCGCGCAGCACGGAGGAGCUGUCCCCCGAGAAGCGGCUCCUGGCCCCGCCCACGGUGGCGAAGGCGCAGAGCAUCGGCAACAUGGAGAGCGGCGGCGGCGGCGGCGGCGUGGGGAUGAGGCUGUACUCCAUCGACGCCGGUGUCCGUGACGACGCCUGCGACGGGCAGGCGACCGGCCGGGCGAUGAUGAUGGAUGCGGCGGCGGCGGCUCAGGGCCAGAGCAUCGUCCGGAGCAAGUCGGCCUCGCUGCUCAACGAGCAGAACCUCCAGGUGUACCCGGGCUCCUCGUCCUCCUCCUCGGACCUCCUCGCCGCCAACAAGCCCGCCGCCGCCGCCAGCAGCAGCAGCAGCCGGUACCCCGUGGCCUCCAGCAUGGCCCUGGGCCUGCCCCCCCCCCAGUACAACAUCCAGUACUCCAGCGGCGGCCAGCCCCCUCCCGCGGGCCCCAAGGACGGCCUCUGGACCCAGCGGACCGCCGUCCCCCCCGAGCUCCAGGGCUACCCCGCCGGCCCCCCGCCGCCGUCGCAGCAGCAGCAGCAGCAGAACUCCCUGGCCAACACCAACUACUCCAACCGCAACCAGGCGCUGCCGCCCGGCUACCCGGCGCGGGCCCCCGGGGACAUGUGGGCCAAGGACCGGCUGCAGCCCUCCGGCCCCUCCUCGGGGGGCCCCCCGGGGCCCGGCCGCAGCAGCACCCUGCAGCGGCAGAGCAGCGGCUCCUCGGCCGUCUCCAUGGGGCGCUACCAGCUGCCCGAGGGCGAGUACAUGACCUACCGGGACAUCCACACGCUGGGCCGGGGCCCGCUGGCCAUGAGCCACGCCCUGCAGCGGCCCCUGUCGGCGCGCACCUACAGCAUGGACGCGCCGGCCUCGGCGCGGCCCCCGGGCGGCCGGCCCCCGCCCCAGGACCACCUGCUGCCCGAGCGGACCAUGUCGGUCAGCGACUUCAACUACCAGCACCUCAGCCCCAGCAAGAGGCCCGGGGGACGCGUGCGCUCGGAGCACUCGCUGCUGGACGGGGGCCCCCUGCUGGGGCCCGGGUCCCGGGGGCCCGUGCCCACCGACUGGAGGGACCAGGUGAUGAGGCACAUCGAGGCCAAGAAGAUGGAAAAGAACGCGCUGUCUCGGUCCUAUAAUUCGGCUCACGCCCCGCUGGGCUGGUCUCACCACCACCAGCACCCGGGCGGGGGCCGUAGGGCCAUGCAUGCCAGCCAGGGCUCUCUGCUCAGUAGUCCGCGGGACGGCCUGUCCCUCGGACCCUCGGGUUUCUGCGACGACGUGUUCAGCAUCCCGGGCCAGCAGAGUUACACCCUGGACCCUCACAGAAACGUGCCUCUAGUGAACGGCCAGAUGGGCCCAGGCCCGGCCCUGCGUCCCAACCUGAGCCAGAACUCCAUGGCGCGCCACCCGUCCCGCGAGCAGCUCAUCGACUACCUGAUGCUCAAGGUGUCCCAGCAGCCCGGACAGCCCGGACCGCACGGCCCCCCGCGCAUGCCCCAGGAGGCCCUCCAGGAGAUGUGUGUGAAGGUGGAGAAGAGUCCGGAGCUGGGCUUCAGCAUAUCGGGUGGAGUGGGCGGGCGAGGAAACCCCUUCCGACCGGAGGAUAACGGGAUCUUCGUGACCAGGGUCCAGACAGAGGGGCCGGCCUCCAAGGUCCUUCAACCUGGCGAUAAGAUUCUCCAGGCGAACGGCUACAGCUUUGUGAACAUCGAUCACGGGUACGCGGUCUCCCUCCUGAAGACGUUCCCAAGCACUGUGGACCUGAUCAUCCUGAGAGACAUGCUGUCAUAGGGUCGCCGGGUGCAGCCCCGCCCACCGCCUGAACACUUGACGAGGACAGACGGGGCCAGGUGAUCCGGGAGAAGAACCAGCAGACAGAUCGAUGGCCACUCUUAUUUGUAUUUUUAUACACAGAUCCGUUGGUCUUUCAUGACGUGAACUAUUUAUGAUGAAGACCUCGGCAGAACAUUUUGUCCCACGAAACAUAGAGGGGUGAUAACGCCCCACGCAGUGAGAAGGGGAAAUCGGGCGGGGGAGUAACAUCGGGACGCAUGCGUCGGGAAGAGGCCAUCACUGUGGUAUGGAGUAUUUUUAUAUGAAAAAGGAAACCUGUGUGUGCGGGGUGGGAAGGGUUUAUGUUCUCAACGCCACUGUUGGGCUCUCUUUGUACAGAACGUUAAGUUUAUUCCACUCAUUCGUCCUCAUCACUCAUCAGCCAUCGGUGUGCUUUGUUUUCCGUAAGACUAUCGCCGACCACUAGGGGGCACCACUCCAGCGUUUUUAACAUUCAGUUUGCCUUUUUUUUUUUUGCUGGUCUUUUAUCGUGGAUUUUUUGUAUUUAAAAAACAUGUACGUUGAAACCACUUAUAGGUUGGCUGUGUGGUCUGGAAUGGGGGAUAAUGUUAUGGUAAGUUUCUUUUUUGUGUGUGUGUGAACAUGAAUGUAGUUUAUGGGUGGGAUGUAGAGGGGACAGUGAAACUGAUGUCCUCGUGUGGCGUGGAGAGCGACAGACGUCCCACCAUAGAACUGUUUCAUCCUGUGAUAUUUUUUGGCAAUACUGACAUCGGGGUACUCCAACUGCACACCUACUGGGUCGACGAACGACACCUGCUUUAUCAUUUACACCUGGAAGGAAACCACUGCCAGGGCUUACGCCAACGUAAACAACCAAGCACCUUUAUGGACCGACCAUCGCAAUAUGACUGGAUAUCAACACAACCUCGGUGCUGAAACACAAACCACGACAAGAUGCUUUCCUGCAUGUGAUAUUUUGGGACGAGGAAUGGAGAGAAUUGGGCCGGAGAAGGUUCUGGCGUUUUUGGGAGAGCCAUGAGAUUUUAGAUGUAGUGCAUAUCUUUUAAAGGGGCGGCGUCCAUUUGGGAUGCAACCGGAGCAGGAUUUUUGCAGACCAGAGGGGGUGUGGCUUCGCUAGGUAUCCAAAGCAUGUUUGGAGAGUGGAGAGGGGCUGGAUGCACGAAGAGAUAAUAGGGUUUUAAAUUAAUCAGUCUACACUAGCUCCGCUGCUCCUUUUUUUAAUUUAGGGCUUUUAUUCCCUUUCAUAAGGAGCUGACAUCGGGUUCGAAGAGGGCCGACUAAUAGGGCAAGAGUUUCAGUGUCUGACCUGUUUGCGUGAGGGGAAAAGAUCACAGUUUGCCUUCCUAUUUGUACAAAAUGUCUCCAUCCUUUCAAGCUUCUCACUUAAUUCCCGUGUGUAUGCGACAGUCUUGGUUCUGCUCGUUCUGCAGAAGAUUUUGGUGUGUGUGUGAGAGAAAUUGUUCGUGUGAGAAAGUGUGUGAAAGAGAGGAGAAGCAAGGUGUCAAGUGCCAUAGACCUUGAACUGUUUGAAUACGGGAGGACAUUUCACUUCCGGGACCCAAGCAAUAUUCACUUAUUCAUAACGGACAAAAAACAGCAACUCAUCGUUGAGUAUAUUCAUUUUUUGUUUUUUUGUUGGUUUUUGCAUUAUGGCUUAGCAAUAGUGAAGAGAGAAAAAAACAGACAACUUUAUUUUUUAUUCUUAAAAAGAUCAGCAUUUUUAAAGAGACUUUUAGUAAUCACUGGUUUUACAUGCAUUUUAUAUUGUGGAAAAAAUGUUUUGUAAUAAAACGGCAUUGUUAAUAUAAACAGCUGUUUUUUUUCUUUUUUUGGUUUAUUUUUUGGUCAUCAAAUUACUAAUCGAACAUACCCAAUUCUAAUCGAUGCAGAAAUCCCAAUGUUUAAACUUUGUAUUCAAGCAAGUGUUAAAUCACAUGCCUUUUCAUCAGUAACGGUCACUAGUUGUGAUCAGUAUACCAGCUGUCUGCAUGAAAUAGACCGACUCCAUUGGUAAAAGAUUAUUUGAUGAGACGUGUUUCCAAAAGUGGUGGAAAUGAUUACACAGUAUUGGCUUCACACAAUUUUUGAAUAUGUAUGUGACCACCAAAUUAUAUGUACAAUAUUUAUAUAGUAAUGUAUAUCCCCCUCACACUAAUUCAGUGAAAGCCAUUCCUGCCUAUUUUCAGCAUUUGUGUCAUGCACUGUACCUGUAUGUAAAUCAUUUUGACGUGCACAACGACUUAUGCUCAUUAAGAGACUCUGUCGAAACAAAAAGAAAAUGACACUGUGGUAAUCCAAAAAAGGUUUGACCCCUUUAUGAUCGCAACAUUUGAUAAUUGGGUGAAUUAAUAUUUUCCUUUUUUUUAACGAUAUUUGCUUUUUCUUGGUUCCAAACCAACUAUUCAAUGUUUUUUUUUUGUUAAAAUAUUUUGUCAAGUGACAUUCCCUCCUAAAAACGCCCAAGUAGAUUUUAAUGAGAUUUUAUAAUUUCUGUUAUUGGAAUCUAUAUUGGAUUUUCUUUAACAAAUGAUUUGUUCCUGAAUUGAUAGAUAGUAUUUCUCUAUUGAUGAGGAAUUGAUAGUCCGAUCAUAGACAAUCGAACCAGAGAAUCUGUCAUCACAUAGUUCUUUUUUUCAAGUAGUUCUAAUUUAUUUUGCAGUCUCAGUGAUUUGUAGACAUUAUUAUCCAACCGAUUACUUCAUGUAAAUACCUAUAGAAAAACUUGAAGAAAAAAUAAUCAUGGCAUUAGUGGUUCGAGUUUGUAAAACCAGCAAUAAAAUCUCCAUGCAGACAGGCAACCCUUUUGAUGUUAAGCAGUUAGCGUUCCAGAAGAAUCUCUGGAAAAAGGCAACAGAAAAAUUAUCAAUAUGCAUUUAUCCAACAUUCCAGAUUUUGUAUAUAAACACCCUGUUUAUGAAGUAACCUGUGGAAAAUAAACUAAUGCUCUACAUUG